AAAUCCCUACCUCAAAAUAUUCCCCUCCCUAAUCCCUGCCCUAAAACCUAAUCCCUUAUCCCAUCCAAAUAUUAAACCCUAGUUUUAUACCCCACCCCACAUGCACACAUUUCUCAUACUCGCAUGCACAAUCGUUCCCUUACUCGUGCUCACGCUCCUCAUCAAAUCGCUCUUCAAACUGCUCCAGCCAAUAAAAACAAACAAGCAGUUCGCACUAAACCGUACGAUACGUGCAAUUGUUACGAAGGUGUGUGACGGUGAUACCGUGAGAGUGCGCCAUUGCACACUGUUCAGCCGCUCACGCACCGCCAAGCACACCUUUCUUGUGCGUUUGUACGGCGUGGAUGCACCUGAGUGUGCACAUUUUGGCAUGCCGGCGCAGCCGUACUCAAAGGAGUCUACCGAUUUGUUGAAGAAGUACGUGAUGGGCAAGAGUGUGCGUGUCACCAAGCUUGGCACCGAUAGGUACAAGCGAUGCAUUGGGCGUGUUGUGGUUGAUGGUGUUGAUGUGUCUGUUGCGAUGGUUAAGAAGGGCAUGGCGUGCGUGUACGUGGGACACAAUGCUAUCUACGGGGGACUGCACGAUUUGCUGGUGCGCUACGAGAAGCGGGCAAGGAAACGGGCACUUGGGAUGUGGAAGGAUGGAGUGGAGCUGCCCAUGGACUAUAAGAGGAGAAUGAAGGGCAGGAAAACGAAGAGGAGAGCAGAGCUGUAGGGCUGUGCACUGGUAUGAAUGGGUAAGAUGCGGUGUUCUACGGUGUAGCGCAAUAUUUUUAUGUCACGCGGUGAACACAGCGUGGUGAAGCUGAAACGUGGAGUGACCGAUCAAGGAACGAAUGCACGUGCAAGCCGUAGCUGAGGCAACCGUACGAGCACGUUGCAGCACCUGCCAUCAAAAUUAUGGGCAGGUGGUGCAAUGCUGUGAGGUGCAGCUGAGUUGGUAAAUAAAUAUAUUUUACGGUA
Vavraia culicis subsp. floridensis is the source of this 963-nucleotide messenger RNA. RefSeq lists its product as uncharacterized. The record is from RefSeq and is a predicted model, not a curated record. The transcript has a single exon. Gene Ontology annotation, cellular component: cytoplasm. Bases 101 to 715 code for a protein of 204 amino acids. NCBI's taxonomy places the organism in Eukaryota, Fungi, Microsporidia, Pleistophoridae.